Dovyalis caffra is the source of this 264-nucleotide messenger RNA. The record is from the annotation of a GenBank genome assembly. Lineage: Eukaryota; Viridiplantae; Streptophyta; Magnoliopsida; Malpighiales; Salicaceae.
AUGAGAGUGACGGUUAGUGAUGAUGGAAUAAUCUCUCUUUGUCCUGGGACGUUCCUUCGUUUACCAAUCUCUAGCUCGCUUCCAGAAACCCACCAGCUUUUUAAUGUCUUCCGCAGCCCUGGAUCUUUGCUGAAUGAUCAUUUGAAUAUAUUCACGUGGCGAAUAGAUUUGGUGCUGGUAGCUUUUGGCAUGGUUGAUGCGUCUAUUUGUGACCCUACGAUCAUCCAGAAGGGUAUUGGAGAUUUGUUGCACCAUAUUACUUGA